Filobasidium floriforme is the source of this 1557-nucleotide messenger RNA. RefSeq lists its product as uncharacterized. The record is from RefSeq and is a predicted model, not a curated record. The transcript has 9 exons. Gene Ontology annotation, molecular function: glutaminyl-peptide cyclotransferase activity; zinc ion binding. Bases 67 to 1257 code for a protein of 396 amino acids. Lineage: Eukaryota; Fungi; Basidiomycota; Tremellomycetes; Filobasidiales; Filobasidiaceae.
AGUAUAUACAGAUAUACAGAUCUGUUGAUAUCGGGAGUGUGAGAUAGCUCUACAUCGCUAGCCAUCAUGCGCACAUCCCUCGUAUUCCUUGGUCUAUCGUGGCUGGCUCUUCCAUGCUUAUCCAAGAAUCAAGAGCUCAAUACCGAGCGGUACAUCGACGGGCUCGAUCAUGACGAUUUGCGAACGAUAUUAGACCUGAAACCAGAUCCAUGGCGGAGCGUCGAGGAAGGACAUCUUGCUAGGCUGCUGAUACCGAGAGCAUCCGGGUCACAGAAUAAUACCGAUGUGAGAAAUUAUAUGAAAGAUAUCUUCGUCAAGCUAGGCUGGCACACAGAAGAAACAGCCUUCACCUCAAAAACGCCAAUAGGGGAUGUUACUUUUACGAAUUUGAUCGCGACAUUCGAUCCGGAAGCGCCGACGAAGCUGGUCUUGUCAGCACAUUUCGAUUCCAAGCAUUAUGAUACGUACCCCGCCAACCAGUUCAUCGGCGCAACAGACUCUGCCGCUCCCUGUUCCACUCUACUCGACGUGGCUGAAUCCCUUACCCCCCUCCUCCGGCACAAACAGACGCUCGUCCAGGCGGACGAAUACGAGGGAGACGAAGAGUGGGCGCAUACAACAUUGCAGAUCGUUCUGUUCGAUGGCGAAGAGGCCUUUCAUGAUUGGACGGCGACGGAUAGCAUUUACGGAGCCAGACACCUCGCUGAACGGUGGGAAUCCACCUAUCUUCCUGACACCCACGCUUACCACUCCUCCUACCUCGCCACCCGACGAUAUGAUCCCACCCCAUCGAUUCUCUCUACCAUCGAAAACCUGGUCCUGCUCGACCUCCUAGGCGCAGUCGACCCGCACAUCUCCAGUUAUUCGAAGCGGACGCACUGGUUGUUCAAGCACUUAGCUGAUGUAGAAGAUCGGCUGGAAGAGCUGAGCCGGGAAGGGCUGCCGAACAAGGGCAAGGGGAAGGGGAAAUGGUUCGAAGGGUUCGGCUGGGCGGGAGCGAUCGAUGAUGAUCAUCGGCCGUUCUUGGAAAGAGGCGUAUCGAUCCUACACCUGAUCGCCAACCCGUUUCCCCGAGUCUGGCACACUCUCGGUGAUGACGCCAGCGUGUUAGACAUGCCGACACUACGUAAAUGGAACGCCUUGAUGCGCAUCUUUACGGUAGAAUACCUCGGCCUGCCUGUACCCUCGUCAUCACCGGGCGAGGUGGAACAAUCAGCGGGGAUGGGCAUGGCGGCCCGGACGGAUGACUUGUUAUAGAUCGCGACAAUUCUAUCUCCAGUCAUCAAUAUCUUCUCGAUUCAAAACUUUCUGGAGACUGUUUGAUCUAUCGUCCCAGGUGUUGAAUUCCUGGAUCGAUUCAAUCUUGACGGACGGGCAAGGUCAAGGCCUUGUCUUUUAUCUCUUAUUAUUUCUUCGUCCAGAAAGCGUCGUCGAUAAUUCAUGAAAACAGAGAGAGAUGGGUCGAUGCGUCGUACUGUACAUCCCUGUGAAUCCAUGUGUAGUAAAUGGCUAUACCUAGCUAUUUGAUAUUCUGGUUGCGGCGCAUAUCGCUUCGGU